Nematolebias whitei (Rio pearlfish) is the source of this 750-nucleotide messenger RNA. RefSeq names its product C-C chemokine receptor type 1-like. The transcript is spliced from 2 exons. Lineage: Eukaryota; Metazoa; Chordata; Actinopteri; Cyprinodontiformes; Rivulidae. Gene Ontology annotation, biological process: G protein-coupled receptor signaling pathway; immune response. Gene Ontology annotation, molecular function: G protein-coupled receptor activity. Gene Ontology annotation, cellular component: membrane. The record is from RefSeq and is a predicted model, not a curated record. The coding region runs from base 1 to 750 and encodes 249 amino acids.
AUGGAUCAGUCUUAUUCCACUGUGGCAACUUCUAACUUCUGUUCUCCAGGACUUCCACCUCAUUCAUCCUUGGACUCCAGCCGUCUGGUUCCUGCGGUGAUAUUGUCCAUCUGUUUUGUUCUGGGAGUUAUUGGAAACAUUGCUGUCAUCAUUCUGAAGCCUAACUGGGAUCACCUGUCCAGUCUGAGUCAGAGUUUGAUUCUGAAUCUGGCCAUCUCUGACCUGCUCUUUCUGUUCACUCUUCCAAUAGUGAUUGAUAGUUUGCUCUACGGCUGGAGAUUCAGCUUGGUGUCCUGUACGCUUUUAAACUUGGUUCUGUGGUGCAGCGUUCAUGGCAGCCAUCUGACUGUGAUUGGGUUGGGCGUCCAGCGUUACCUCUUGGUGGUUCACCAGCAGAGGUGCCAACAGGUACCGAAAGGACUUCUGUUUGUUCUGCUCUGGCUGGUGGCUUUUAUCCUGUCUGUUCCUUCCUUGGUGUUUUGGCAGCUGGUACAAAACCAGCAGUGGACAGAUUGUGCACCUCAUUUUUCUUCUGAUGCCCAGUGGAUGGCCUUGCUGAUAAUAGAAAACAUUCUCUGCUUGGCUUCCUUUUUUAUUGUGAUGUUUUCAUACAUUCACGUCCGUAGGAAAGUUAACCAGGCAACAUUUUUCAACAAUCCUCAGACAAAGCGACUGGUUACCAGCAUCAUUGAACCAGUGCAGCAGAACCAAAGAGCGUCAGACAUGAUUACAACUAUAGAACUGUCAUAA